Messenger RNA from Chrysemys picta bellii (western painted turtle), 5988 nucleotides. It is a transcript of the gene CDV3, whose product is annotated as CDV3 homolog. NCBI's taxonomy places the organism in Eukaryota, Metazoa, Chordata, Testudines, Emydidae. Gene Ontology annotation, cellular component: cytoplasm. The record is from RefSeq and is a predicted model, not a curated record.
CUUCCUAUCCCCCCCUCACGCUUUCUCCUCCCUCCCAGUUCCUGGCUGUGUCAAGCGGCGGCCGCCACCACCAACGUGGAGAGCAGAAAGCGGCCUCCGAACGGGCUCCUCGAGCCGAGGCGCGAGCGGUAACCGUUGGACGGUACCAACUGCCUUUCGUUGAGGAGAGACGCCCCGCCGGGCGGUACCGAUUGAGACAACCCCGCACCUGUUGGUUCUUUCUUUCUUUCAACCGCCUCCCCGCACCCACUCGGGGUUCCGGCGGCUCCCCCUCAGCGCGUCAGGCAGAGAAACGCCCGCUCGCCCCGCCGCAGCCGGCUCGAACCGGAGCAGCCGCCGCCAUGGCCGAGACCGAGGAGAGGAGCCUAGACGACUUCUUCGCCAAGAGGGACAAGAAGAAGCGGCGGGAGAAAGGGAGCCGGGGUGCCGCUGCUGCCGCCGCAUCCUCGGCCUCCUCCGCCUCCAGCGCGCCGGGGGGAGCUCGGCCGGCCGAGGGGGGCUCCGGAGCCGCCGCCAGCACCGCCUCCUCCGCCAGGGCGGCGGUUAAGGAAGAGGAUGAAUGGAAGGAAUUCGAGCAAAAAGAAGAGAUUGACUACAGUGGGCUCAGAGUUCAUUCCAUGCAAAUAAGUGAAAAAGAAGAUGAUGAAGGUGAAAAGAGAGAAGAACCAGGUGACAACUGGGAGGAGGCUGGUGGUGGUGUAGAGAGAGCAUCUGGUCCUUGGAACAAGACAGCUCCUAUGCAAGCACCUGUUGCUGAAACUAUUGUUACAGAAACCCCUGAACCAGUGCAAUCCAGUGGUGUAUACCGACCGCCUGGUGCUAGAGAGACCAGGACACGGAAAGCACCACAAGGACCACCAGAGAUCUAUAGUGAUACACAGUUUCCAUCAUUGCAAUCCACUGCCAAGCAUGCAGAUAGCCGAAAGGAUAAAGAAAUGGAGAAGAGCUUUGAAGUAGUAAGACACAAAAAUAGAGCCUAACAUCUUAUUCGCUUUCUUGACUGCAACUGCACAUUGAGCAGAGGUCUUCAUCGAGCUGUCCAUGGUGAUGCCUACAUCGUCUCCUUGAGAGAUAACAACUAAUUCAGAACCCAUCAAUGUGUAUGAAUGGUUAAAAUUAUUUCCAAUAUUCAUUACAUUGCAUUUGUUUCUGUUGAAUUGUAUCUGCCUUUGUCUUGCCCAAUUAUAAAGUUUGUUAGUUUCUUCUGGCAUUCACCAUCCUCCCUAGUGUUGGCAAACCUAAUGUACAUUGACAGCAGUUUUUGCCACCAUGCUAUUCACUCAAUCUUCAGCUCACAAACAUAUACCACCAUUCUUGCCAGUAAUCGCCGUGGCAUGCCCCAUUAGCUUCAGUUUAUGUGCAGACUUGAUAAUUUCUUCUUGUUCUUUAUUUCCUGGCUUUUAUCCUUCUAAGUUAUAUUUUCUUACUGGUUCAAUUGUGAUAGCAAAGAAAUCAUCGAGUCAUGACCUUGUCCCAUCUUCCUGAAUUCAUAUGUAUAUUGCAGUCUUCAUUGGUUAAAAUAUCUUCGUGUUUUAUUUUUAAACUGAAAACCAAAUUCCUGAUCCUGCAUCUCUUUCCGAAAAUAUGAAAAUUUCUUAGAUAAUUUCCUUUGUGCUAGCAGCAUCUCCCACAAUUCUGGAUAUCUGGGCUGCUCUCUCUCUGAGGCUCACGGAAAUGGAUCAGUGUUUUGGCAUUACAUGGUCUGGCCAUACCUCUCUGCUCCUGCUUGCUGCCAGAUGAGUUAUUCCCAAGAUGUGAAAGCUGCGUAACAUUAACAAACAUUCCAGAGAUGAUAAAAUAACUAUGUACAUUAGACCUAGGAAGAUGGUAAUGAUUCCAUUUAAUAUCUGACUGACUCAUGAGCCAUCCGGGGGCAUAGGAUUGUGGGAGACUACUAGUAGAAAGGAAAUCAUCAGUUAGAAAUUUCUGUACUGCAGACCAGAGUCUCCCACAAUUCUGGACAUCUGGGAAAUAGCAAGCAGUGAAGGGAGGUAGGGAGAGUUAUGAAAUAAAAAUUUGGUAGCAAGGAAGUGCGUGAGCUCACUCAAAAUCUGUACUAUUUUUUAACCACUGCCUGCGGCACCUGUUUUCCAAAGGAAGCCUCUGCAGAAGAUAGAAGGUCUACUUUGUCGUGCUUAAUGAAGUUGUUAGCUGUAGAUCAAGUGGCCGCUUUGGAAAUUUCCAAAGAGGACACGCUUGCUCAUUCUGCCCAUGAGGUUGCUAAGGAUCUUGUGGCAUGCCCCUUGAUCUCCUGGGAGAGUGGCCUCUGGUGAUCUGUAGGCUUCCACAAUACAUAAUCUAAUCCACCUACUGAUGGAGGACUUGGAAGUUCUGAUUCCCUAACAUUUUGGGUGGAAGGAUACAAAUAGGGAACCCAGUCAUAGAUUCGGUAUACUUGAGAUAGAUAUUCAAUGCUCUUCUCACCUCUAAGGUGGACCACACCUUUUCAGUUGGAUAUUGUAGUUUUGGACAGAAUGAAGGAAACACAACUUCUUGGGAAGUGUGGAAGGAAGAAUUUACCUUGCAAAGAAAAGAUUCUGAUGUCCCUAAGCAACACCUUUGUCCUUGUGGAACACGCAGUAAGGCUCCAGUAUAGAUAAGGCUGCCAGUUCCAAAUGCUCACCUGGCAGACAUGACAACUGCUAAGAAACACAUCUUAAUGGAUAAAUAAAUAAAAGUCAGAGGCUCGAAGGGAUGGCUUAUCAGAGCCCUCAAAACUAGAAGAUGGUCCCAUUUUGGGAAGAGUGACUUGACUGCUGGUCUGGUUAAUUGGACUGUUUGAAGGAAUCUGGCUACCUGUGGAUUGUCUGCCAGAGAGCCCAGGGAUCAUGUGAACAGCAAUCUACUAAGAGCAGACAUCUGACAUGUAAUGGUAUUGGCCUGAAGGCCUCUUUCUAUGCCUUCUUAGAGAAAGUCCAGAAUGGUUGGAAUGCCUGGGAUUUGCAUUGUGGUCUUGGCACCAGUUGUUGAUUCUGGGCUAGAUUGAGGAGUAUAUUUUUAGUGUUGAUACUCUCCUAGAUGAAAGCAAUGACUUAAUUACUAUGGAGGACAGAUUGAGACCGAGCUGUCAGUUGAAGCCGUUUUGGGCCUGGAUUAAGACGAGGACCUUGCGAGAGGAUAUCCAGUCUCCAUGGAAGCAGGAGAGGGUAUUCCAGUUUCUGCUCCAUCAGUUUGGAGAACCAAGGUCUCCUCAGCCAAUGAAAAGUUAUCAAUAUUAACAUCACCUGUUCUUGUUUUAUUUUCUGAACCUCUUUCCCCAGUAGUGGAAACGUGGAAAGUAGGCUCUGCGGCUAACUCUGCGAGGAGGCCUGUAUUCCCAUUUACCUGGGAUCUACCUCCCUGGUGAAGUAUUUUUGUCUCUGUACAUUUGUACAAUUAGCAAAGUGGUCAGUUGAAGGGAGGCCCAAUGUUUUAAUGAUGAGAUCAAAAACUUUCUAAUUCAGGCACCAAUCGGAGUUGUUGACCCUGUGUCUGCUGAGCCAGGGUGUUUUUGGCUCAGGUCUCCUUUGAUGUGGAUUGCUCCAAGGGAAAGAGGAACUGUUCCACCCAUCUCAUUAUUUCCAUUACUUCUGCAUGUAGUGCUGGACUCCUUGUUCCCCUUUGGUUGUUUAUACGGGUGACUGUAUUCAUAUUAUCUGAUUGAACCAGGCUGUGGCGGGCUGGAACCUUUGCAGAGCUCGCUUGACCGCUUUCAGCUCUAGGAGGCUUAUGUCUUGAGCCUUUUUCUCCUCAUUCCACAGACCCUGGGGUUGCCAGCCCUCUAUGGGAGGAUUUUGAGGCUUAUUCUCAGGAACCUGCUCAGGUUUCAGAGCCAGACAGCUGACCUUCCUCGGUGGAGGAGUCGUCAGAGGACUCCUGGAUUUCUUGUGCUUUUUCCUUCCCCCGUUUAGCCUGUUUAGGUUUGUUUUUAAUCUUUUUUGUGCACUUUGGGAGCGUAGCUCUGCUGCAGCCUUGGUGAGGCCUUUUGUGGCCUACCUUCCGUCGGGCCUGGAGCCCUCUUGAGGGAUCUGUCUCAGAAUCCUCCCUGCUGACUCCCAUUCCCCCUGGAAGGGUGAGAGGAGUGAACUCCUUGUUAUGGGAGGGAGGGGGGCUGAUUAGAAGCCCUGCAUCUUUCCUCAAGGCACUCAAGACCCACUUGAUGACUUGGGGGGAGGACUUGUGACCUCCCCUCUUUGUUCAGCAAGGAUCCAUUGGGACUUACACCCUGAAUGGUCGGGGUCCUCCUUGCAUUUGAUGCCUCUCCCUGCUCUGCAGUGGGAUUUGUGGUCCAGCUCCUCCUCCCUCCCCCCGCCCUUUGGAUUCACAGCUGCAUCAGUGGAUGGGGGACCCCACUUGCCUGUCUGACUUGUAGCCCUGGGACCUAAUGGGAGUUAGGGAUGGAAGCCUGGGUGCAGGCUGAACACAACUUGCUAUCUGUGAGCCUGGGAAGGCUGCCUCGCAUAUGCAGUCCUGCUUGGAUUUGACCUAGUGCUUUCUUGGCUGCUUUGCUAUGCCUGUAUGGGACAGGCUCAGGGAGGGUUAAACCCCUGUGGAUUUAACUGGCCAGGGGAGGAGAAGGAAUACUGAGGGACAACACUGCUCCCCACUACCCAAAAAACAGGGCAGAAAAGUUUUAAAAUAGGUGUGAGGGCAGAAACAAAAGAAACCACCACUGGCUGCUGCUACAGGAGGCAGAGAAUUUGACAGCAAGCAGGAGCAGAGGUGCUGUGGUCAGAUUUUGUGGUUCCAAAACACUGAUCUGCCUCCAUGAGCUACAGAAUAGUCCAGAUGUCCAUUUUGGUGGGAGAUGCUGGGCUGCAGAAAACACCAGACUUGUCCAGACCAGAUUGAAACUGUAAACACAGCUUGUCAUUUACAGGAGCAUACUGGAGAACUAAUGUAGUGCUAGGCAUAUACAACAGAUGCCUGACUCUGAUUUCAUUCUUGUGUAACUUCAUUGACAUCAGUGGAGUUACUCCUGAUUUACUCUCCUUUGAGAUCAGCUUCAGAUCCAUUAGAGCUUGGGCUGGGACUUCUUUUGAAGUCUGUGUUGUUUUCUUGUUCUCUUUUGGCUACUUAACAAGCUGAACUUGUUGAAGUCUUAUACUUCACUCAUUUUGAAAGCAAUUAAUGAAGCAAAAAUUAUACCCUCCAGCAGACUCUGUUUCUCCAAGCCCUCCUAAUCAGGACAGUGGCUUAACUGGCAUAGUGCUGUUUCUGCUGAAGUAUGCUAAGCAAAUAGAUUUCACGCUGUUAUUUAAGAAACAGUAACCCAUUUCUUUUGCAUUUAGUUACUACAGCAAGAUAGAAGGAAGAGUGGUCAAAAUAGGGAAGUAGUAAUAGCUAUAAAGCAGAGUGAGGCAGUAACUAGUUGCUAGUUCAACCACAGAACUUGUGCUUUUGGACACAGUGAUGUAGCCAGAUGUUAGGAAAAUCUUUAAAGAUAUGGGAGGGUGCUUUGCAAAGAAUUUUAAGAGAACGUCUCGGUGCACAAUAAGUUGAUAUUGAACUUGCUUUCAAAUAUCAUACAUUGGAACAUCAAGCUGCAACAAUUUAGUAUUUCUAAUUCCAGCUUAAACAAUGGUGAAAAGGAGCAAAAACAGACAAAUAGCUACCAUAAUGUCUAACAUAGUUCAAAGUCUACCAGAUGUCUGGGAAAAAUUAUGGCUGGUGAUGGUUUGGUACGACAGAAAUUUUUUUAAUUUAAAUUGAAGUAGAAUCACAAUUCGACCUGGUUCUGUGAAUCCCCAGAUGGACCCCACAGUUUGUAGUAGAAGAUUGAUGAUGGCCCUUAUAAUGUAUAUUUAUGGUCAUAAAGAAGUUAGUACAUUGGGCAACAAUUUUGGCAGUGAAUUUUACUAUGGUUUACUAAUUACAGCUUCUGCAUAUGACUCAGCUUCCAAACUUGUAGCAUGCACACCUCUUGUCCUUUAUCCCCUAUCCAACGCUGUAUUUUGUGACAGUUCCUCUGAAGAAAGCUAAAGAAAAUAAAAUUUAUUUUAUCUUUUA